Messenger RNA from Passer montanus (Eurasian tree sparrow), 3936 nucleotides. RefSeq names its product KIAA0513 ortholog. The coding region runs from base 974 to 2239 and encodes 421 amino acids. NCBI's taxonomy places the organism in Eukaryota, Metazoa, Chordata, Aves, Passeriformes, Passeridae. The transcript is spliced from 13 exons. The record is from RefSeq and is a predicted model, not a curated record.
GAGUUCCCAACCCUGGCAGGGCUGGGGGCCCUGCCGUGCUCUUGGAUGAAAAGCCAGAAGCAGGAGGUGCAGGGGAGCUCUGCAGGGUUUAGGGGGUGGGCUGAGGGGAUCUGAUUCCUGAAUCUGAGGUGUUUUGGAGGCCGGGGAGGUCAGGGAUGUGAGUGCCCAUGGGGCUGCUCCCCGCGGGGCUUUUCCGGGAGGAGGAAACGUUCCCUGUGCCUGCACAAACAAGAGGCCCCGAGGAGGAAACUCAUCAGGCUGGGGAAAUCCUGACCUCCUCCCGCCGGGCUCAGGGCUCCAGGAGAGGAUCAAAUCCCAGAGAAAACGGAGCUUUCCCCUCCCUCUGCUGUCCUGCCCCAAACUCCUGGCUCUGGGCGAGCGAUGCCACUGCCCCAUGGUGAUGCUGCUUUUGGUGGGCAGGAGGAAACCUCGCUGAGACCCUUCAGAAAACAUUGAUACUCCACGUGGAGCUGGUGUGAGGUGUUUUUUAGCCAGCAGCUCCUGGGGGUGAUGCCUCACUUCGGUGGUCUCAGCCUCUUGCAGCAGCAGCCCUGCCCAGCUGCAGCUGAGCUUUUCCCCCCACAAAACUCCUCAAAUCCCCUCCUUUCCUUCCACCUUCCCGGGGCUGAUACAAGCAGAGGCUUUUCCCAGCUCCGGCCCAUCUCCAGGAAGCAGGAUGACAUUAAAUCCGAAACAAAUUACGCUGUGCAUUCGAGCGCGGCCGCUCGGAUGCGUUUUCCCUCCCUAACGAUGGAGGCAGCGGGAAUUGCAGCACCAUUAACUCCUCCUUGUGCCUCCUGCGAGUUGUCAGCGCCUGUCCCCCGUGCCUGAUGUGCUGUGGCAGCCCGUGCCCCGCCAGGAGGUCCUGCCUGCCUUAGCCAGCAUCCUGCCAGCCAUGGCCUCAACGCCCCAGUGAGGGACACGAGGACGAGGAGCCAGUGUCCCCAGCGCUGCCACGUCCCCUGGGGGAGCCAUGGAGGCCCCUCUGGACGUGCCUGUAGGGAACCUCAUUGACUUUGACAGCGAAACUCCCGCCUGUGACCCCUCAGAGCCCGCUCCUCCCGCUGUCCCCAGCGACAGCGGCCACCCGGGGGAUGACAGCGGCCACCCGGGGGACACAGGGGACGUGGCCGCGGAGGAGAGCGACGCCACCGAGUCAGCAGACAGCGAGAAUGACAUGGGGGACUCUCCCCAGCACUGGGGUGGCUCCCGCCGCUCCUCCUCCAACGAGUCCCUGUCCUCCAGCCAGAGCGCGGAGUCGGCGCGCGACGAGGCCUCGGCCGAGCGCCGCGAGUUCAUGCGGGGUUACGUGGAGAAGAUCUUCACCGGGGGGGAGGAUCUGGACCAGGAGGAGAAGGCCAGGUUCGGGGAGCUCUGCAGCAGCGAGAACGGGAAGGGCAGGGAGUGGUUUGCAAGAUACGUGAGUGCCCAGCGCUGCAACUCCAAGUGUGUCUCGGAGCAGACCUUCUACCGCCUGAUGCAGUCCUUCGCCCUCGUGCUCUUUGAGUGUCACCAGAUGGAUGAUUUCAGCCCUGCCAAGAACCUCAUGACCAUGUGUUUCACCUAUUACUACAUAGGGAAAGCUCAGGCCCUGCCCUUGGAGGCCAAGGAGAAGCCCACGGGCAGCAUCGACUCGUACCUGAAGUCAGCGAACACCUGGCUGGCCGAGAAGAAGGACAUUGCAGAGAGGCUGCUGAAGAACACCUCGGCCAAGACAGAGAACGUCAAGGGCUUCUUCGGGGGCCUGGAGACCAAACUGAAGGGUCCUGCCCCCAAAAAGAGCGAAGAAGGUGAGGACAAACCAAAGGAGAAGCUGAAGAAAACGGUGUCCCUGCAGAGCCCCGAGGAGGAGAAGAAGGGGGAGAAGAUCUACCUGUACAUGCACCUCAAGCAGCAGCCGAUCUGGCACAACCUCCGCUUCUGGAACGCCGCCUUCUUCGACGCCGUGCACUGCGAGCGCAGGAAGAGAUCCCCCACCACCAGAGGGAACACUGGGGAGGAAGAGGAGAAGAGGGAGAAGUGGUGCCACAUGACGCAGGAGGAGCGCGACGACAGCCUGCGCUUCAACGAGAACAUCACCUUCGGGCAGCUGGGCACCUUCAUCCACAACAUGCUGGCGUUUGGCCUCAGCAAGAAGCUCUGCAGUGACUUCCUGAAGAAGCAGGCGACCAUCGGCAACUUGGACGAAGAGCAAUACAAGCUGCUCAGUGACCACAUCGAGCAGAUGGCCACGGAGUAGCCACGGCCGGCACGCGGCGGCGGCGGAGAGACGGCAACCGGACAGGUGGGGAGGGGAGAGCAGCCCACCCCCGGGGCUACCUGAGACUGCAGCUGGGCUACCUACCAACCGAACCACACACACGAGCUGCAAUAAAACCUGCAUGAUCGUCCACCAGGCUCUGGAGCUGCCCCAGGGCAGCCUGUAGACAUAGGAGCCAAACAGCCCCCGCCUCGCCAGACCCUCCCGCCUCCACUGUCGCAGCAGACAGCCCCAAAAGUGAAUGGGGUUGGUUGAAAAGCAAAACAAAACACAAGGAAGAGGGUGGCUGUGCCGCCCCCAGGUGCUGUGGCUGCAGCCCCCCCACGUUGAGGUCUCAGUGGUAAAUCCAGAGGGAUCCAAGGCUGCUUUCCCUGCUGGACUCCCCUCGCUGAGGCUGGAGCUGCACCAGGGAUGCAGGAGGUGGUGACAGGGACCACAGCCAGAGCUGGGGCUGCACCCAGCCACCACUCGGGUUCUCUGGUGUCUCCAGGGUGUCACCACUGCCUGGGGACAUGGGCAGGGUGGGGCUGGCAGAGCGCUGCUGCCGCCUUCCUCGGGAGCUGGAGGGAAAUCCUCCCCUUGGGAAGCCUUCACUGUGCUGCCUGUGGGGGUUUGUACCUCUGGGCAGGGGGACAGCACUUUGCUCCAUAUCAUCAACCCCAUCAGUAGGAAAAAAGCCAUGGCCCUGGGCAGGAUUGCAGGCAGAGGCACAGGAGCUCUGCUUGCCUUGGAGAAGAUGACAAAACCUCAUCCCUCUCCCUGCUGCCCUGUCAGUGCUGGAUGCUGCUGGAUUGUGACAUUUCCCAAAGCCUCCUGGCAUCCUGUGGCAGUGGAUUCAUUUCCUCCUUGCCCGGGCUGCUCCUCUCUGCCCUCCCUGGCUGCAGCUGCUCAUCCAUCAAACCCGAAACUGCCCUGCCCAAAGGACACCUCCCUCCUGGGGACACAGGGACACCUCUGGGGACACGGGGACAUGGCUGCUCCCCUCUGCAAGGAGCAGCCCACAGGGGCAGAAACCCCCAGCCCUGCACAGCCAAGGGGCCAGCAGUGGCACCCCAAAAACCCCAUCCUGAAACAUGAGUCCAGGUUUCAGUCACUCCCUUUUCCCUGUGCUGCCAGCUGUCUCCCAUAGGAAAUAGCAUAAAAGGUUAUUUUUUUCCAUGUAGCUCUUGGCUUCUGGUGUCAUUUCCAAGCAUCAAAGUGAUGCUUUUACCUAAGCUGGGCUUCCCCUGCCGCUGGGGAUGGGAUCUGUGCUGGGUCUUGUAGGAAGGACAAAUCCAGCACCAAUUUUUCCUUGGCCAUUCCCAAACCUGGGCAGAGUCACUGGAGAAGGGUUGGUCCCUCAUCCCAAAAAUCCCUUCCUGCUGGAUAAAAUGUGCUGCACCAUGAGCAGCUCAGCAUCCUGGAGCAUCCCAUCCCCGUGGCCUUCCCUGCCUCUGUCUCCACUCAGGUCUUCCCCAAAUCCUCCUUCAUUUCUUUAUUAUUAUUAUUAUUAUUAUUUUUUCCAACAUGAAAAGAAAUGUUCAGCGCUGAAGUAUAUAUAUUAUUUGCAUGUGUAUUUUUCUAUAAAAACAACUAAAAUCCAAUAAAAAAUAGCCAUAAACCCUCCUUGACUGGGAAUGUGUGAAGGAUGGGAUGUGACAGAGAGAGAGAUUGGAAUAAAUUAUCUUAGAAAUGAA